Molecule: messenger RNA, 2508 nt
Organism: Harmonia axyridis
Lineage: Eukaryota; Metazoa; Arthropoda; Insecta; Coleoptera; Coccinellidae
Exons: 1
Coding region: 1-2508 (835 amino acids)
Source: RefSeq, a predicted model, not a curated record
AUGGCCUUCAAGGAUGCUUUUGACGCUUUAAUUGAUAAAAAUAAAACUUUAGCAAACGUACAAAAGUUCUUUUAUCUUAAAUUAUCGGUCACAGGAGUUGCCUCAGAGGUGAUAGCAGAUUUAGAGGCCACGGAUAGUAAUUAUAAUGUUGCAUGGAAACUUUUACAAGACAGGUUUGAGAACAGAAAGUUGAUUUGUCAUACUCAUGUUAGAGCAAUUUUUGAAUUACCAACAAUUUCAAAAGAAGCAUCUUCCAAUUUACAAAGAUUGGUAGAUGACUUUCAGAAGAAUAUCAGAGCAUUGAAUAACUUAGGUGAACCUACUGAUCAGUGGAGUACUUUAUUGGUAUAUCUUGUAUCAUCUAAAUUAGAUAUAAACACGCAAAAAGAAUGGAAUAGAGAAUCAUCCAAACUUACUCAGCCAACAAUUAAAGAACUCAUGCAAUUUCUUACGGAAAGGUGUCAUUUUCUAGAAUCAAUUGAGUCAAAUAGAAAAAUUUCGGUCAGGCCACAAGAAAAAACAUUAGCGCAUUUUUCCCAAAACCUUUCAUGCUUUCUUUGCAAGGGUGCACAUUAUUUAUACACUUGUAAAAAAUUCCUUGAUUUGUCAGAAAAAUCUCGCUACAAUGAAGCCGCAAAAUUAGGAUUAUGCAUUAAUUGCCUAAGAAAGGGUCAUAAAUUGUCAGAUUGCAAGUCAAGCGGUUGUAGAAAGUGCAAUAAAAAACACAAUUCGCUACUUCAUUUCGAGAAAACCGAAAAUUCAAACACUUAUGUUGCUAAUGGCACCACUGAACAAGCUAGCUUGAACAUGUUAUCAUUCGUGGCACCUUCGUCACGAUUACAGGGUGCAACAACCGAAUCAGUCUCAAUUGCGAUGCAUUCGGAAUCGAGACAAGUGGGAAAAGAACCAUACGUUCUUUUGUCUACAGCGAUUGUCAAUGUUAUUGGCAAUAGCGGAAACUUUGAAAACGCUAGAGUCAUUUUAGAUGCAGGCUCACAGAGCAACUUUAUGACGAGAGAACUAUGCUCGAGAUUGAAUUUACCUGUAAGGAAAGAUGAUAUAAAGGUCAUUGGUUUAAAGAGUGCUACAUCUAAUGCAUGCCUGAGAACAACAGCCACAAUAAAAUCUUCAACAAGUAAUUUUUCAGUAAAAUUAUCAUUUUUAGUAGUUAACAAAAUCACGGAAUGUAUUCCCACGGUCUCAUUUGAUGCCAGUAAAUUAGAAAUUCCUGAAUCGGUAACAUUAGCCGAUCCUACCUUCAAUGUUUCAAAUCAGAUAGACGUAUUAAUUGGCGCGGAAAUAUAUCAUGAUUUAUUAGAAAUAGGAAGAAUAAAGUUGGGUACUGGUAAGCCUACCCUGGUGAAGUCGAGGCUAGGGUGGAUUUUGUCAGGUCCGAUUUUAUUUCAUGAUCCAAAACAGACAAGGCAUUGUAACUUGUCUUCUAAUCAAGCUGUUCAGAACAUACUAGAACAAUUUUGGCAUAUUGAAGACGUGGAAAUUCCAUCAGUUCGUAAGGAAUCUGAAUGUGAACGCAUAUUCAGGGAAACUUCAAACACAAACGAAUCAGGCCGAUAUGUAGUUCAGCUUCCUAUGGUAAAUUCAGGUCUGAGGUUGGGCAAUUCAUUGGACACGGCGAUUUCCCGAUUUUAUGCGUUGGAAAGAAAAUUGAACAGAGACCCAGAAUUGCAUAGGAGAUAUCACGAUUUCAUGACAGAGUACCUAUUGUUGGGACAUAUGUCUGAGUUGACUGAAUCACAAAUUGGGGAUCAAAUUGAACAGAUGAUAUUUUAUAUGCCACAUCAUGGUGUCCUAAAGGAGGACAGUAUUACGACGAAAUUGAGGGUUGUUUUCGAUGCCAGCGCGAAAAGUGGUAAUGGAGUAUCUCUGAACAACGUGUUAUUAGCAGGUCCAUGUAUACAGGAAGAUAUAUUCAGCAUUCUUCUCAGAUUCAGAAAACAUAAUUUUGUCAUGAUCGCUGAUAUCGAGAAAAUGUAUCGGAUGAUCGAGGUCUGGGAAUCGCAAAAGGACCUUCAGCGUAUAGUUUCGCGAUUUAAUUCCAGCCAACCGAUUUCCCAUUACCGUCUCAAUACACUAACGUAUGGCACAAGUCCUGCUAGUUUCAUUGCUACCAGAUGCCUACAUGAAUGCGCUUUCGAAAAACGCGAAUCUUUUCCGGAGUCCGCAGAGGUUGUCCUCUCAGACUUCUAUGUCGAUGAUUUGAUCACCGGAGCCAAUACAGUCCACGAAUCAAUCACAUUGAAACACGAAAUUUCAAGCAUGUUGAGUGCACAUGGGUUCAAUUUGAGAAAAUGGGCUAGUAACGACAUGUCCAUACUUGAAAGCGAUCGUGAGAAAAAUCAAGGAUCUGAACAUUUUAUUGCGAAGGAUGCCAGCCAUAAAACCUUAGGCGUUCAAUGGCAGUCUGAUUCAGAUACCUUGCAUUAUAAGAUCAAUUUAAAAUGUAACAAGAACGUCAAUAAACGAACAAUUUUAUCCACCAUAGCAUAA